This is a messenger RNA of Oldenlandia corymbosa var. corymbosa, 2627 nucleotides long. The record is from the annotation of a GenBank genome assembly. NCBI's taxonomy places the organism in Eukaryota, Viridiplantae, Streptophyta, Magnoliopsida, Gentianales, Rubiaceae.
CUUUACCGCUGCAAAACUUUCAAAUGUCGAAUUAUAUAGUUACUUAAAUAGUUACUUCUUUCGUCCCAAAAAAAAAAUCGUCCAUUUCCAUUUGCGAUAAAAGAAGUACUAACAUCUUUAAAAAAUGUCUUUUGAAGUUGUAGUUUUUAUUAUUCUUCUAUAAGAAUGAAGCCGGGUAGUUUGAGUGAAAAUGACAAAGCACCGGAGUUUUGAGCACACACAGUUACCAAUUACCAAAUCAAGAGGUUUUUGUUAAUCAAGUUUGGGUUGGUGGCAAAAAUGAGCCCAACUAAGACAUAGUUUAUAGGCCCCAGUCUGUCCUUUUUCUUUUUCCCCAAAAAGCAAUUCACAACUGCUGCCAAUUUUCACACUUCGUCUUCUUCCUCCAUAUGUUUUUACUGCCCUUCAAGUUUCAACUACUGAAGCUCAAUUGAAAAGCCACAAAACAGUUCAAAUUUCAUACAAUUGAAAAAAAAAACUUAACAGAAAAGAUUGGGGAUGGUUUCUGCAACGGUUUCCCAGCUCUCAUCAUUUACCUGCAUUAGGCUUCAUCAGAGAUACCGGUUUCAACCCCGAUCAUAUCCAUUUUCUCGGUCCAGGGUGCUAGUUUCGAAGAGCAAUGAUGGAUACCAUACAAGCAUUUCGAAUUCUGAAAUGAAGAGGACAGCAAGUUAUACAGAAGAUGCAUCUCCUACACAAAAUGGAAGGUCAGUAAAGCUUGAUCCUGCUGCUCCUGAACCACUACCAGUAAAAGAGGAAAGUGAAACUGUAGAGGGUUCUGCUGUAACCGAACAAAUAAGGGCUGCCAAGAUUCAUGAUUUUUGCUUAGGAAUUCCAUUUGGUGGGCUCGUAUUAAGCGGGGGUCUAUUCAGUUUUAUCGUCUCUAAAAAUCCUGCCACUUUGCUUUAUGGUGGUGGUCUUCUUGGCCUCAGUGUUCUUAGCUUAAAGGUCUGGCGAACCGGAAAAUCCAGCCUGCCAUUCAUGUUUGGUCAAGCAGUGCUCGCUGCAGCCCUCCUGUGGAAGAAUAUUCGGGCAUACUCAUCGGUAUUCUAUUCCUCUUCUUUUUUCUUUCUUUAUUUUUUAUGGGUAAACUACUUUCCCCACUCUUGAAAUAUGACAAAUCUUCAAAAGGAACCUGAUUGCUUGAAAUAUCUACUAAUAUUGCCCUUGAUUUCCUAGACUCAUACUGCCUAGACCCCUACCAGGUGGGAUAGAAAAGGAUGACACAAACAGAAAUCGAAUGUUGAAGCUGGUUUCCUUUAUGUAACUCCUUUCAGAACUACGCAUAUAAAUAUUAAACUUUUGAUAAUUUGUAUUUAUUUUAAUGAGUUAGUUAAUAGAUGACUUUUUUCCUUCCUGUUAAAUUUAAGUUUGUGUUUGGGGUGAAAAAAUUGAUAAACAAGGAAAGUUUGAUGAGAAUUCUGAAUGUAAGAAAAGAUGUUUGAUCAAGUUUCAGCAAAAAAAACUAUAGGAUAUUAUGCUUUGGAAAUGUAUAUUUUCUUUCUUUUAUUGUUUGAAUUUAAAGUUUAAUCACUGGAUGGACCUUUUUGUUCUUCUAUGCUUUUUGAUAGUUAACUUAUAUUUCUGGUAUCAGCUAUUAUAUAAAGCCGCAGGUCUGUUUUAUUGUUUUUCUGAAACUCGAGGUUGGUAAAUGUAACUUAUCCUAUAUGUUUUCAUUAAUAAAAUACUGCUUCUUGGUUGUUGCAGGGGAAAAAGAUAUUUCCCGUGGUCUUUUAUGCUGCUAUUAGGUACUCUGAACUAAGAUGACUUCAACUUUUUUCCCCCUGAAUAUUGCAACAUCAUUUUGUGGAGUUUCGGCCGUGCUUAGUUAUGCGGAAUCCAGUAUUUUACUUAUUCUGUUGAUUGAUUGGUCUCCUGCCUUCUGUAUAUAACAGUGCUGCGAUGCUAUGUUUUUAUACCUAUGUGGUGCUAUCUGGUGGCAAUCCCCCGCCAAAGAAGAAGUCCUCUGUUGCUGCUAUCCAGUCAUGAUCAAAAGCCCUGAAGGUCAGAUCUGAGUCUAAAUUAUAUGGCCGGGCGCUAGGUCUAGUCAUUUGCCGCUAUAGUUUUACACAUCUGUACAUGAGGGACUAAUCACUCGAUGAGCUGGAAUAUCUAUAAUGAUAGCCUUGUGGCACAUUGCCAAAACUGGUCUUCUAUCUCUCAAUUGUUCUUUGAUUAAAUUAGAGCCGAAAUCAUAAGUUGUACCAUCUUUUUUAAACUGUGAGGCAAAAAAUAUCUAUUAUCUGUUGUGUGUUACAGGAACAGCAACCCCCUCUCUCCCCUAAUUUUGGGCUUCUGUUUAGCUUGAUUUUGGUUCUGUUCUGAACAAGUCUUUAUUUAUAACAUGGAUCUGUUCUGAACUAGUCCUUAUUUAUUACGUGGAUUUGCUCAGCAGGAGAUCAUGAUUUUUAUGCCGUAGUUGUCGUCUUAUGUGAAUAUUGAGGCCGCAUAGAGAUUAAUGUGUUCGUGUUAAAAGUUAAGUACCAAUGCUGCUUAAAUUCGAAUACGGACUGGCUAACUGGCCAUUUAUUCAUUUCUAGUUUGCAAGCUGUAGUAUCCUCCUUGUUCAUGUUGUUGAAAUAAAAGGGAAUAAUGGUUUCCUAUUAAGGACAAAAACAAGAAAUUUG